Messenger RNA from Mercenaria mercenaria, 1306 nucleotides. RefSeq names its product histone H1-delta-like. The coding region runs from base 95 to 841 and encodes 248 amino acids. Gene Ontology annotation, biological process: nucleosome assembly; negative regulation of DNA recombination; chromosome condensation. The transcript is spliced from 2 exons. Lineage: Eukaryota; Metazoa; Mollusca; Bivalvia; Venerida; Veneridae. Gene Ontology annotation, cellular component: nucleus; nucleosome. Gene Ontology annotation, molecular function: double-stranded DNA binding; structural constituent of chromatin; nucleosomal DNA binding. The record is from RefSeq and is a predicted model, not a curated record.
AAAGUAACUUAUCGUAGCUCUAUAUAACCAGACGUGAUUUUCUCAUAGGCAUAAUAUUCAUUGUGUUUAUUCUGAAGUCAGACCGGAUUUAGAUAUGGCUGAUACCGCUGUGGAAAGUCCAGUUGUAGCGGACAACACUGAUAAUGCAAAACCUGAGGAGGUAAAAUCUCCGGCGAAGAAGACAAGUAAAGCGAAAACACCGAAAACGAAGGCGACUCCCAAGGCAAAAGCUGGGAGUCAGAACAAAAAACAGAAGAAAACAGUGUCGGACUUGCAUCCAAAAUAUAGUCAGAUGAUCAAUGAAGCUAUCGCCUCACUGAAAGAAAGAAAUGGGUCAUCAAGACAAGCAAUUCUUAAAUACAUUAUGGCGAAUUACAACGUGCUUCCGGAUGAAAAACUUGUAAACAACCAUAUUAAAAUGUCUCUCAGAGCUGGAAUUAAAAGUGGAAAACUGAAACAAAUGAAAGGAUCCGGCGCAUGUGGAUCAUACAAGCUUGGGGAAAAGGUUACUGAGAAACAGUCAAAGCCUAAAGCAGUAAAGUCGGCCUCCCCGGCCAAGAAAGCCAGUUUGACAAAAGUAAAGAAACCAAAAGCGGCGUCGAAGAAAACGAAAUCUCCGGCCAAAAAGUCGUCUGGUGGAAAAGCUAGUCCAAAAACAACACCACAAAAAGCCAAAUCUUCACCAAAAAAGACCACAAAGAAAACAAAGAGCCCCAAAAAGACAAAAGCGAAGAAAGAGAAAGCGGCGAAAUCUCCAAAGAAAUCAAAGAAAACAGCUGAACCCGAAGCAGAAGCUGUCACCGAAGCACCUGCUGCAGAGACGAGUGAAAGUGAUCAGUGAAUGGGAGGAGUAUGGGCUCAUGAACAUAAACUCUAGUCGGUACAGCACGUGAUGUAAAAUUGCUGGAAUAUUUGGCAGUAUUUACGUCUGUAAGGAGCAGACUUUAAUUUGGGAACAUUUCUGUAAAUUUCUUUCAUUAACGUACUUUCAUUAUUCAUUUCAUUCUGUUUCAUUCAACUUCGUGUUAAGAUUAAUAUUGAAAAUGACUUUACUUCAUAUAGUAAUGAGCAUAUUCACCCCAUUUAAAACCUACACAUAAUUUCAUUCUUUCAUUUUCAUGCAGCAUUUUUAUUUGUAUACUUUUUAUAAAACAUUUCUUUGCUUCUUCUGAAGAUUUCAAUGUACAUAUUCAUGGUUUAGAUGCAUUUUUGCAUAUUAGUGUAUUUUCUCAGUUGUGUUCCUUUUCCCAAUUGUUAAUAUUAUUUUAUUAUAAAAAUGGUAGCUACAUUAAAUGUGGAUAAAAGA